Molecule: messenger RNA, 3488 nt
Organism: Pygocentrus nattereri (red-bellied piranha)
Lineage: Eukaryota; Metazoa; Chordata; Actinopteri; Characiformes; Serrasalmidae
Product: liprin-beta-2-like
Exons: 26
Coding region: 127-2874 (915 amino acids)
Biological process (GO): receptor recycling; neuromuscular junction development
Cellular component (GO): presynaptic active zone
Molecular function (GO): protein binding
Source: RefSeq, a predicted model, not a curated record
GGAAAGGAGACACAAAACACUAGAGCGCGAGCGCGUGCUGUGUGUACAGCUGCGGAGCUGCUGGAGAUGAGCAGGCUGCAAUCAAACUACACAUCCCAUGCAGUGGUUCAGUAGUGAUUGAGCAGAAUGGCAUCAGAUGCGAGUCACAUGUUGGAGGCAGCCUUGGAGCAGAUGGACGACAUUAUUGCAGGCUCCAAGGCCGUGGUGGAGUUCAGUAACGGCCUGUACGAUCUUGGCUCUCCAGUCAGCGCAGGUCCUCUGCAGGUGCUGCAGCUGGCCGAGGAGCUGCGUGUGGCUCUGGAGCUUCAGGCUGGAGACGAAGGCCAAGAGACUCUGCGCUCCCAGCUUCCAUGCUCCACUGCGCAGACCCUGCUGGACUGGCUGGAGAAAGGAAUGGUCAACCUCCAGUCCCCCCCGAACAAUGAGACCUAUCAGCAGCGGUUGGAGAGAUUAGAGGGGGAUAAAGAGUCUCUGGUUCUGCAGGUGAGCGUCCUGACGGAGCAGGUGGAGGCGCAGGGAGAGAAGAUCAGAGAUCUGGAGGCCUCUCUGGAGGAGCACCACCACAAGCUCAUCUCCACUGAGGAAAUGCUUCAGCAGGAGCUCCUGAGUCGAACCUCGCUAGAGACACAGAAGCUGGAUCUGAUAGAUGAAGUAUCAUAUCUGAAGCUGAAGCUGGUCAGUAUGGAGGAGGAACACGGUCACACAGACGGAGACGACAAACAGCACAAAGCUGAGGCUCUCCAGCAGGAGCUGCGUGUGUUGAAGACCAAAGUAGAUGAGCUGGAGAGUGAGAAAUCUCAGUAUGAGAGGAAGCUGAAGGCCACCAAGGCUGAAAUCUCUGAGCUUCAGCAGCUACUGGCCUCUAAAGAUGCUGAAAUCGAGAGUCUCCAGAACCAGCUUCUGUCCAGAGGGAACAUCAGCAAUGACAGCAUAGAAAGAGAUGUAGAACUGCAGAGAAUGAAAAUUGGGAUGGAGUCACUGCUUGCAGCCAAUGAUGAAAAGGACCGUCAUAUAGAGGAGCUCACAGCACUCCUGGCCCAGUACAGAAAAAACAAAGAUAUUAUGGCCCUUUCACAAGUGUGUGGUGAUCGUUUGCUCUGUGGCAGCAGUGAGGAGGACCUGAGUGGGGUCCUGAGACUGCGACCUUUGGCCCAUAAAGCUCAUUCUGACAUUGUGCGAUCUGACCUGCAGAUGUCGACACCUCGAGGACCUUCUCCGUUCCUACUGCCUACAGUGUGUCUACAGAAAGAGCUGGAGUCCAACUGCCGCGGCAUGCAGACCUCCAUGGAGAAUUCUGUGCUAUGCCCUGGUGACACAGCCUUUCACAACGGACAGCGGUCAACACAGAGGAUGCUGUCCACGAGUUUAGAGGAGUUACAGAGUGGAUCCAAGCAGAGGCAUGUAAUGGGCCAACCAGUAGAGCCUGUUCUGAAGAAUCGGCAUGUUUCGGACAGCAGUAAGUACCGGACACUCCCGGGGAAGUUUUCUCGUCCAGAGCAGAAUGGAGAGAGGGAUCAGUACCCCUCCCCGCUCCAGCUAUCACCUGACGAGAGUGAGGACAGCGAGGUCAACCUGAACCGUUGCAGGAGUGCCAGCGCUCCAGCGUUAGGAAAAACGGAGAAGGCCGACGAGUCCACUCUGUCUGACCUGUCGCCUGUGUCAUCAGGCAUCGACUCAGGCCAUCAGUCGCCAGUUUCUCCAGAGCACAAGAAGAACCAGAAAGGCAUCCGGAAGCUGUGGGGAAAGAUCAGAAGGACUCAGUCAGGCAGUCUCCCUGCGGACAGCAUGGACAGUGCUGAUUUCAGGAGGGGAGGCUUCAGAGCCACCACAGGACCUCGGCUGGCCUGCGUGGGCAGCACAGACAUUGCAUGCAAUGUGAACACUCCCUUCUCAAAGUGGUCAUGCGAUCAGGUGUGCACAUGGCUGGACGAUUAUGGAUUAGGACAAUACGCCCCCAUGGCCAGACAGUGGGUCAGCAGUGGACAGACUCUUCUCUCAGCCUCCCCACAUGACUUCGAAAAGGAGCUGGGGAUGAAGCACCCACUGCAUAGGAAGAAGCUGCAGCUGGCCUUGCACUCCUUCACCACCAGACUUGAGGAGAAAUCUGCAGAACUGGACCACGUCUGGGUCACACGAUGGCUGGAUGAUAUUGGUUUGCCGCAGUACAAAGACCAGUUUCACGAGGGCCGUGUAGAUGGGCGGAUGCUACAGUACCUGACCGUGAAUGACCUUCUGCUUCUGAAAGUGAGCAGUCAGCUCCAUCACCUCAGCAUUAAAUGUGCCAUCCAUGUGCUUCAUAUCAACAAGUUCAGCCCCAACUGCCUGAAGAGGAGGCCAGGAGACGAGGCACAGAUGCAGACGUCCCCCUCGGAGGUGAUGCAGUGGUCUAAUCACCGCGUGAUGGAGUGGCUACGGUCAGUGGACCUGGCUGAAUACGCGCCCAACCUGCGGGGCAGCGGUGUUCAUGGUGGACUCGUAAUUUUGGAGCCACGCUUUAACUCAGACACUCUGGCCAUGCUGCUGAAUAUCCCUCCCCAGAAGACCCUGCUGAGGAGGCACCUUGCCACCAACUUUGGCUCUCUGGUGGGAUCCCAGGCUCAGCUGGAUAAACGCGAGAACAUGGAGUCACCAGGAUACACACCGCUCUCCACCACAGCUAAAGUUCGGCCAAGGAAGCUGGGCUUCUCCAAUUUCGGCCACCUGCGCAAGAAGCGACCAGACGACUCCACAGACUAUAUCUGCCCACUGGAGGCAGCACAGGCACAGGCUCUACUGAACGGGACCCAGCGGCCCUACACGGGCUUCAGGGGUCUGAGCCCCAUCCUGGACCGGGACCCUGAGAGGCGGGAGCAGGUGGGGCCUCCACUCAGCUGAAGCUAAGCUAGCCAGCCCCCUCAAGCUUGCUGCCAAUUCCUUACCAUUCCCCAGUCGGCUGAACCAACUGCCACCUCCCCUCAUUCCCUGCCAUCAUCUUAUACCCAGCAUCCCUCACUCACGGCCACAUGACACGUUACUGAGUGACAGCUGAGCAGAGACAUUCACACGCGGCUGUGUCGUUUGAACUGUGGAUUUGAGGCUAUUUGUGUCCGAGUCUCACUUGUGCCACUGUUUAUAUUAUUUUAUGUGACGUAAAAAUAAAUGACACACAUCACAUCGGAUAAACUAACGCUAUUCCGUUUUCACAGCCUCAGCGAAUGAUCAUUCUGUGCUGUAACGACAGAGGGUUAAAUCACCUGUGCAACAUUUGCACAUUUUAGGGAUUUAUUUAAUAUUUAAGGUGGUGAAUUUUAGCAGGCAAGCAGAUGAUUUUUAACACAUUUGGUAACAGUGUAUAUUUGCAGUAGAUCUUUCAUACGUAUACAUACAACAUAUUUUUAUAGGUAGACAGAUGUGCCGAUUCAUGUAAGGAAGGACUUUGUCCUCAAAUUGUAAAUAUAUAUCACAUUAGAAAUGAGACGAUGAUCAAUAAACCUCCUCCAUCACUGUGA